CUGGCUGGAGCCCGAAUGUCGCCGGCUUCGCUCGACGCUGGUGAAGAAGCGCUAGACGUGAAAACAGCGCCAUUUCUGUCGGCGUCCAUGAUACGCGCUGCUGCCGCAGCGGAUUCCAGAGCUUGAGCUCGGAACGGCAGCGGGAGAGAAACAGCCGCUCCCUUUUCGCUGCUCCUCUCCACUUCAGGCCACGGCAGGUUGUGCCGGUGAAGUCAGACAGUCCCAAGAUGGACCCCGCUGACUAAACACGACGGGAACACGUCUGGAGUUCUGCUCGGCAGCUGAGAUCUUUCAGCAGCAUAAGCCAUGCCUUAUGAGUAAAAUCACCUUUUUUUGCUUUAAGCAAUAAAAAGAAAAAAAAAUCCUCCCCAUGUAGAACCCCUUCAGUCCGUCCUGCUGGAGUGACAGCCCCCUCAUCCAGAUAGGUUCUGCCUCGCCGCUCCUCUCCACCCACCGCCCUACAGGAACUACUGUCACCAUGCUUCUCUGCCUGAGAAUGGCCAACACCUGAGGUCCCAUGCGUCCAGUGAGCACCGAUUCAGACGGUCCUGCUCCUCCUGAGAACCUGUCCUGCCCCUACCCCCUCGCGGGGCCCCUUCCUGCCUCAGAGAUGUCCCUGCUUCAGUCGCUGGGUCCAGUUCAGAGCUGGCUUGGCCAGGAGCUGGAGAAGUGCGGGAUUGAUGCCAUGAUUUACACCCGCUACGUUCUCAGCCUUCUGCUGCAUGACAGUUAUGACUAUGACCUGCAGGACCAGGAAAACGACAUCUUCCUGGGAUGGGAGAAGGGAACUGGGAAGAAAUGGGGCAAGAGCAAGAAGAAAGGCGGGACCGACCUGAGUCUAGAGGAAAUGAAGAAGCAAGCCGCAGUGCAAUGCCUCCGCUCUGCAUCCGAUGAAAACUCUGGAAUUGAGAGCCUGGUUGAAGAGCUUUGCUCCAAACUUAAGGACAUCCAGAACAAACAGAAAGAAGAAAAGCGCAUUCAGAAGAGAUCUGAUGGUUCUCAGUCUCCGGAGAGAGCCGAGUCGCCCUCUACGAAGGACCAGGUGGAAAUGUAUUAUGAAGCCUUUCCUCCUCUGUCUGAGAAGCCUGUUUGUCUCCAAGAGAUCAUGACGGUGUGGAAUAAGGCUAGGGCCUGCGCUUAUUCAAGCUCCUCGUCUUCUGCAGCCCCUCAAACCAGCACAGACACCUCUUCCCCCAAAGACUGCAACAGCGACGGUGAAGCUACGAAAGAGCGAAACCUCGAGGCGUGCGGCGCCAUCACUACCGUGACCAGCGACAGAGGCCUGCAGCGGAGGAGCAAGAAGGAGAAGGAAAACCGAUACCACGGCGGUGCAGCGGCAGAAGGGAAACCUACUGGUCACUCUAAGAGACAGACUCGACACAGAUCUGAGGGCAAGUACAGACCCAGGUCGUCGUCUUCUGGCUCUAGCGAGGCAGGUUCCAGCUCGAGUGGGAACCAGGGCGACUCGAAGUCCUCCAGAAGCAAAGCAGUUAGAAUAAGGCACAAAUCCAGGGAGGCCACAAACAACAAGAGAACACGUAACAGCAGCACAAUGGGCGGUGCAGCCAAACAACCACAGCUUUACAAAAAGGUGAAGAGACCGCUGAAGGAGAUUCGUAAAGAUCCAGGCUGGGCGGAAGCUAAAGAGUCCGGGGUGGAGGUCAGAAACAAGAAAGAGUACAUGGAGGAGCCUCUUUGGUACACGGAGCCCAUCACCGAGUACUUCGUACCAUUCAACAGCCGACAAAGCAAGCUGGAAACAAAAUAUCGAAGUAAGGUAGGCUCUCCAGACGAGUUGGGCUUGUCGGGUGACAUCGAGACUUUGCCAGAGAAAAUCCAGGGAAUCAGCUUGGCCACCGAAGGCUGCCACAGAGCCUACUUGGCAGCAGGCUCUUUUGUAGAUGGGCACUUUGUGGAAGGGCCUGGCAAAGCAGACGACCAUGAAACCGCUGACCUCACCAGAACUUUGGGCUGCCCUCAGCCAGAGGAUAGCAAAGAUUUAGAUGACAAGCAUCUGUCCGAAUUCACUCACUUCUAUGAAGUCGACAUUUAUCAAUCCAUAUUGGAUACUAGUGCCUCAGACGCGAUACAAGAGAGUCGGAUCCUAAGCAUGAUUCGACAGAAAAGCAAAGAGCAAAGAGAUGCUGAGGCAGAAUGUUGUUUAGUGUUAGACGGCCUUGAGCAGCAAGGGGAAAGUGCAAUACUGGCAGGCUCACAGGAAGCUUCAGGAUCUGUUGGGUUUUUAACGGAGGAUCUGGAAAACAUGGUUCAGAUGUGGGGAUGUUAUUCACCAUCCACCUCUGAGGAAGUAGACGGAGAAAGCUUCGUGGCGGAGUCUCCCGUUCGGCUCUCCCCUCUUCUGGACAGUGUUUCACUGACCCUUAGCAAGCUACCCAAACAUCUGGAGGAGACUCCUGUCUCUGAAGCUACCAGCGACCCGUCUGGUUUGAACUCAUCCUGCUUCUCUGUGUUUGAGCUGCAGUAUGACAGUCCCACUUUUCCCUUUCCCCACGACUCGAUCACCGUCGGUCACGAAAACACCACCGACUCCAGCAGCUGUCUCGACCCGCAUUCGAAUAAACAGUCCCGCUUGCUAAUAUGGACCAAAAAUAGUGCCUUUGAUGAAACAGAACACUGUUCAAAUCUAUCAACACGAACUUGCAGCCCGUGGUCCCAUUCGGAGGAGACCCGGUCGGAUAACGAGCUGGGCAACGCCCCAGCAGAGGAAGCUGCUCAAAUUGGCAACAAAGAGGCAAAUUUGGCCAUCCUGCCUCUCUCCGGUACUUAUCUAGAAAGUGAAAUCUUAGAGUUUUUACAGGAGGACUCUGGCAAAGCAUGUGAGAAGGGCAGCGAUAGCUUAGCAUCCAGCCAGACCUUCACCAAAAAGUCCAAAUUAGAGUCGGUGUGCGGCAUCGCACUGGAAGAGGAUGAGAGUAAGCAGUACAACACUGGCAUGUUUUCGGAAAACACAAACCAACAGAGUGACGAUUAUAGCUCAGGGAUAAUAAAAGACAUUUGGACUGCUAUCGGAGAUGAGAAGUCUGCCGUGUCUCGGCACGGGGUAGAAAAGCAGGGCAAGGGGCUCUUCUCAGAUGAGCCGGGCGCUUAUUGUUGCAACUGUCUAGAGGUCCAGACGAAAGAAGUUCCGGUUCAGGGACCCCUGAAAAAAGCCGUUCAGCGGUCCGAGUAUCACCUCUGGGAAGGCAAGAAAGAAGAUCAGGGCUUAGCCAAAAACAAACCCUCCAAGGUUGAUGCUGCUGGGGAUUACAUGACUCCGUCCAAGCCCUGGGACUUGAGCUCCGACAAGGAGAGUACAUCAUUCAUCCUUGGAGGGGUGUACGGAGAGCUGAAAACGCUGAGCGGCGAUAAGAAUUGGGCUGUUGUGCCACCAGGUGAGGCUCAAGAUAGCUUGUUGCAGUGUGCCGCAGCCGCCGCCUCUGUGUCCAGCUCAGACAUGCUCACCAUCACCGGCAAAGAUGUGUUGAUGAACACUGGCAGCCGCUUCGCCCCCGGGCACCGGCCCCUGUGGAGGCCUUUGGUUUCCUUUGGGCAGAGCGAUCAGGCCAGUAAAGGAGGCGGGGACGCAUUGAAUAAGGGAUUCUCUUUGAUCUUCCAUGAAGAUUUACUUGGAUCUUACAGAGGCUGGCGUAGUGAGGAGCAGGGUUUGAAGUAUCCGUUUGCAUCCUUGAAUCUGAACAAUCCCUUCUCUCAAGUCCUCCAUGUGGAGUGUUCGUUUGAGCCUGAGGACAUGGCUUCCUUCAGUCCAGGAUUCAAGCCCAAAUCUAUCCUCUGUUCGGACUCUGAGAGUGAAGCCAUCCACUCACGGAUAUACGGCUUCAACCGAACACAGUAUAGAGCCAUCCGCAUUUCCCCGAGGACUCAUUUCCGACCGAUAUCAGCCUCAGAGUUGUCUCCUAGAGGAGCGAGUGAUUCGGAGACGGAGACUGACAAAGAGGAGAUGAGUUUUUCCAUGGUGGCACCGGUGGAUGUGUUUGACGAUCCUCAGGCAGACCUCAAACCUCUGGAGGAGGAUGCAGAAUGCGAGGGCCCUUACUACGGGAAGUCGGAACUGGAAUCUGGGAAGUUUUUACCCAGAUUGAAGAAGUCUGGCAUGGAGAAGAGUGCCCAGACCUCUCUGGAUUCACAGGAGGGUCCUAGUACCCUUCUGCCAAUUGCUGAGCAGGAAAGUUGCUUAAACUGCGAGUCGGCGACCGCAUCAUCGAGCGCUGGUGAACAGGCGGACGUCGGCAAGAUUCAGAAAGAAGAGACGUCGGGAGAAAAGCAGUCCUGUUUAUGUUCACCAGCUGGUCAGAUCCCCAAGUAUGGGAUCGCUUAUGAUUACGUGGGCGAUGUGCCAGAGUUUCCUCUGUUGAACCUAAGUGGACAGGGUGGGAGGGGCAACCAGCAGGACGAGUGCUGGUGGCAGAACACGGUGUGUUCCCCCCUGUUCCCUGGAUCUCAGUGUGCAGGGAGCAGCAACAUCUGAAGUCUCCGGCUGUGCAGCGGAUGCAUGUCGCUGGAGGAAAGCCUCCUCUGCUUUUGGGACUGGACCUCUACCAGCAAAGAUUCAGGGUUCAUCUCAGAGCCGGCUAACCUAGCGUGGGCUCGUUUUCUGAAACCCCAACGCAUAACCCUGUUGGUUUUUCAUUUACUAACUUAAAAACAACCUCGUGUAAUCAGUCGGAUCAACAAAAAGAGUGAAAGUAGAAAUACUCCAAAAAGAAAAUACCUGUUCUGUCUUUUGAGUGAUGCCAUGAUUCUUCUGCACACCUUCCAGAGCUCUCAGUUAGCUUGUAGAGACGACGUUUCCUUCUGUCCUCGUCCGUUUUCGUUCCACCGUUUAGAGUUUGAGCCCCUGGUUCUGGUGGUCGCUGGCGUCUGAAUGGUUGUGCAUGUGUGUUCGUCCAGCCAGUCCCACUCUUUUGCUAGUUGGAUCCGAUGUUGUGUGAAACGACGGAUAUCACCGUCUCUAUUCGCCACCUUAAGCUCAGAAAGACGAGGGCGCUGAGGUUUUUGAGUUGAGUGUUGACCAGAAGCCUUUGUUUGGAUUUUAUUCUGAAAGGGAAGCAGAGAACGUGUGCAGCUUCCUUCUAAAUAUCCGUAACUUCCCUGUGUGUGAAAAGGUUUAUUGAAUGGUGAGUCUUUCAGAGGUUAGUAGUAGAAAUCUUGUGGUUUGUGAGACUAAAGUGAAACUUUUCAGCAUCAAAUACCAGAAAUCAAAGUUUUGUGGGGACAUUUAUUUAACAGAAGCCUACCGGUGUGUAAAAACAUAAAUCUGCAGGAGAUUUGGUUCAGAAACACGACUGAAGGUUCUUCAGGUCUACACUUGUGCUCAGAUUGCUACAGACACGUCUUUCAGCUCAACACCUUUCUGAAUAAUCGUGUGGAGUUGCAGCUCGGUAACACGUCGUUCUGUUUCUGGCUCCUGAAAUUCGUUUUUGAAAAAAGAAAAAACAGGAAAAAAAGUUUUGGUUUAAAGUGACUUGCUUUGUUUAUUUUAAGGUAAUCUCAUGAUUAGUUGGACCUUCAGAUAUUUAAAUCAGACAUUUAAAAGACCUUCUUGUUCAGAGAGAUGAGAUCACCAACUGUUACUGGGCAGACAUCCGACCCAAACUACCCGUAACUACUUAGGUUGCUUUUCCACAUGAGGCAUGUUUGUUUGUUGUUUAUGUUGUUGAAUUAUUGGUUUAAUGUCUCACACUUUGGCGCGUGCGUGUGCAUGUGUGUGUGUGACUUGGAGCCUGUGAAGACUCGGGUUUGGUUUGAGUCUUGAACUUUUAUCUCAGACGGACGCGACUCCCAACCGGAUGUUCACCAGGCGGCGAACGCGCAUGCUGCCGUAAAUCCUUUAAUACGCGAGCAGCAAAAACCCUCAGACACCUGCAUUAGAAUGUAAAAAUGUCAUUGGGUCAUCUUUUUAAUUGAAAACAUCAGUUUUGGGCUGCGUUGAGAGGACAGAGGGCCGUUCAGCACCACUCACAGGUGACGGAUGAGUUUUGCUGUCGCAGGUGUAGGGAUCUACUUUGGGCAUGGCUUUGGGAAAUGGCUUCUGCUUUAAAAUGUGCAGAGAUUGUUGCAGCCUAAGACUUAUUUAGGCUAAUGCAUCUUUUAAAAAAACAUAAUGAAAAAAAAAUAAAUCCCCAGAUCGUGGAAUGAAACAGCUUCAGGUCCUCGUCCCCCUUUUGUUUCGACAGUCGGAAACUCAGGAAUUUUUUAAGACAUGCUACACUCAGACCUGUGACGUUGUAUUGAUGCAUUAAUGUUUGUUGUUCUUGUUUAAUUCUUUUGAGGCUAACCUCUGAGGUGGCUGUCAUUAACGUAGAGCUAUAGUUGUCAUGGAAACUAAAGAAGCCAUCGUAGAUGCAUAAGCAGUGUGAUGGGGAUGCUACAGCCCUGAGAUCUAUGCAACACUUUGGCACAUUCAAGAGUAAACGCAGACGGGAGGCCAGCGGGGACGAACCACGGGCUGUCUCUGAGAAACAAAGCAUGCAAACUCCACACUCCCAUGUUUUCAGUUAGACGCAUUUUAGUUUUAAACAAAGUUGAGGUUAAAUCUGUGUGUGUGUGUGUGUGUGUGUGCGCGUGCGUGUGUGUGUGUGCGCGUGCGUGCGUGAUUGCAUUUUACUCCAUUCGAUUCUUCCAUUUUGAUCGCUUGUUUCAAAAUAAAAGGAAAACCAAACAUGUUUAAUGAGCAAAUAUGUUCCCGUGAAGGUUUUCAGACAGAUGCUGACGUGUUUUGAAGAACAUAAUCGCUGACGACAUGAGUUUUCCUGGUCUUCUCAUUCCCUCCCGCCACCCCCCAUGCUCCUGGAUCCCACCUGUCCCCAGUAGUUGUUCUGAUUUCAUGCACACCCUGAGUAAUUUAUUUUGUUUCGUUGUGGAUUUUCUUAACAUCUAAUAAAGGAAUAAACCAAACCUCAA
Molecule: messenger RNA, 6921 nt
Organism: Nothobranchius furzeri (turquoise killifish)
Lineage: Eukaryota; Metazoa; Chordata; Actinopteri; Cyprinodontiformes; Nothobranchiidae
Product: KIAA0232 ortholog
Source: RefSeq, a predicted model, not a curated record